GCAUUUUGGCCAUCUGCACACGUGAGUGAUAAAGUCCUUCCUCGCUGUGAAUAAACAUGGUCCCUCCUAAGGCUGUAUCAUUUUCGGGACCUGUCUCCGGAUUUCUUCUGAAGACGGUAUAAUUUUGGGACCUCAUCUCCAGAUCUCUUUUAAGGACUACUGACUCAUUAAGAAAUGACUUACAAAAUGAAGAAAGAACAUGCCUUUUGGGCCACUGUGUGUCUGUUGCUUAGCCUUGUCCCCGAGCUUCUUAAUGCUCUGUCUGAGGAAGCUGAUGACACAGAUUCUGAGCUGCGGCCAAUGAAACCGCUGCAUACAUUUUGUGCAAUGAAGGCAGAAGAUGGUCCAUGCAAAGCAAUGAUAAGGAGUUAUUUUUUCAAUAUGUAUACUCAUCAAUGUGAAGAAUUUAUAUACGGGGGAUGUGAAGGGAACGAGAACCGAUUUGAUACCUUGGAAGAGUGUAAGAAAACAUGCAUACCAGGUUAUAAGAAGACAACUAUAACGACAGCAUCUGGAGCAGAAAGGCCAGAUUUCUGCUUCUUGGAAGAGGACCCUGGACUCUGCCGAGGUUUCAUGAAGAGGUAUUUUUAUAACAACCAGACAAAGCAGUGUGAACGAUUCGUGUACGGCGGUUGCCUGGGUAACAGCAACAACUUUGAAACUUUGGAUGAGUGCAAGAACACCUGUGAGGAUCCAGUGAAUGAGGUACAGAUGAGUGACUACGUAACUGAUCGCAAUAUUGUAACUGAUCGCACUACUGUAAAUAACAUUGUGAUUCCCCAGUCUCCCAAAGUGCCCAGGCGUCGGGCUGCCUUGGUACUAUAUCACCUUUAUGAUAUUUUGAAAAAACUCAUCUUUGGUUAGACUUCAAAAGCCUACUGCUAACUCAAUCUCCAGCACUUGGUCUUUGAGUGAGAAAAGGAGCACUAAGUACUCGGCCAGGGCCGUACUGCUUCAUGCCAGCCUCCAGGUCCAGGGAGAAUGACCAGAGAAGACCCUGUGGCCACUCGAAACUCUUUCCUGACUCUAUCUAACAGAUAACCCAGGGCCAAACUCCACACUCGCAGAAAAUGGUGAGAAUGAAGAAAACACAUGUAAUUAUAUACAUAACCAUUGGACUUCUGGAAGAGGAGUGGUGUUGGCAGAGGAACCAUUCAAUAAUCAAAUGUCAUCACCGAUGUGUUCAUGUUAGAGAACUGCAACAGAAGGCUUUCACCUGUACGUUUUCUUGGAAGAUACUGAUUACGGGCAGAGGAAUUUCACAAUCAUUUAAGUUUUCUGGGAAGAAAAUAUACCCCACCAACUAAGGAAUUGCAUACUUAGAUGCAUACCCCAAGAAGUCACGAGUGCGGUGGGCAGUGCUGUGAACAUCAUCUCGUCAACAAGCACGCACAGUUUGAAACAAAUAUGGUGGGGGCUGGUGAGAUGGCUCAGUGGGUAAGAGCACCCGACUGCUCUUCCGAAGGUCCGGUGUUCAAA
Mus pahari (shrew mouse) is the source of this 1479-nucleotide messenger RNA. It is a transcript of the gene Tfpi, whose product is annotated as tissue factor pathway inhibitor. Gene Ontology annotation, molecular function: serine-type endopeptidase inhibitor activity. The coding region runs from base 175 to 864 and encodes 229 amino acids. Gene Ontology annotation, cellular component: extracellular region. The transcript is spliced from 8 exons. The record is from RefSeq and is a predicted model, not a curated record. Gene Ontology annotation, biological process: negative regulation of peptidase activity. NCBI's taxonomy places the organism in Eukaryota, Metazoa, Chordata, Mammalia, Rodentia, Muridae.